AUGUUCUUCAAUGACAGUUUCGAAGAUUUUCACCUCGACAUCGUCGGUUUCCUCGCCAUUUUGGGCGAGGGUUCCGUGUCGGUGAAUUACCAAGUCUCGACGUUAUCGGCCUUCACCUUUCUCCCACGCCUCUUGCCUGCACCCCAGGCGUUUAUGAGACCGUCGCGACCACUCCGUCUAGAUGAUGUUCCAGGUACCGUGCUGGGCAUUCGCUCCGGUAAUUGCCGGCCUCACGUCUGCCGCAUCCCGCAUAUCAUCCUACCCGGGGAUGAAUCGAUGAAGAGCGACUCCGAUUACACGGUCCGCCAUUAUCGAAUCACGAUCAAAGACGGAGGGAACCCGUCAGAUGCACUGAUCUCGGCUCGAGCCUUCAGCCUGCUCUCCGUACUCGCCGUCAUCGGCUGUGCCAUGUCCAUCGCGCUGCUGGGCCUCUCGAUCCAUUUCAAUGACGGAUGGGCGCUGGUAGCGACCGUCCUCCUCUCGUGCCUCUCAUCCCUUCUCGGUAUCAUGUGUAAAUGGUCCCUGAAGCUCGGAAAACGUGUAACGGGCCGAGACGAUAUCCCGUCCGGCGAUGUGAUCAUCUGCUACCCGAACGGUGCUUUCAUAAUUGUGGAGUGUGAGGAAGCAGUCGCCCGAUCGCUCUUCUUCGCACCCGAACGAUGCAACUAUCUCCUCUCGGGAACGUGGUAUCGCUCCCUCGCCCUCCUCGGAACAAUGAUGCUUAUGUUUGGAGUUAUUGCGCUCGGGAACUCGGGAGCACGCAUGCAAGUCACCUUCGGUGCGUCGUAUCUGUUGCUCAAUGCUGCGUACUGGAUGGUUGCGGCAUUGCCUGAGAAAUUACACUGGGACUACUCGGCGCUUCACCUUGAGGAGGUCGCACCUGUUUUUCCGGCGCCGGGGGAGGACCGGAGCUUCCGAAAGGCGCUAUGGGCUGCGAUUAAGUCGACUAAGUCGACUAGGUGGGUGAAGACUGGACGUAUCGCACCUGAUACGGAAGCUUGGCAUUAUUGGUUGGAUCAAGCUGAAUCCGCUGUUACCCGGCUGGAUGGGUUGGAUCCGGAGACCUGGGAUUAUUCGGCGCGCUUGGACGAAUGUCUCGGCACUCUCGGACUGUUUACUGAUAGUCCGAGGAAGCUACUGCUGAGGAACGGCCUUGACUAUGAUUUAGUAUAUGGUGCCUGA
Molecule: messenger RNA, 1182 nt
Organism: Aspergillus nomiae NRRL 13137
Lineage: Eukaryota; Fungi; Ascomycota; Eurotiomycetes; Eurotiales; Aspergillaceae
Exons: 1
Coding region: 1-1182 (393 amino acids)
Source: RefSeq, a predicted model, not a curated record